Molecule: messenger RNA, 2505 nt
Organism: Volvox carteri f. nagariensis
Lineage: Eukaryota; Viridiplantae; Chlorophyta; Chlorophyceae; Chlamydomonadales; Volvocaceae
Exons: 10
Coding region: 1-2505 (834 amino acids)
Source: RefSeq, a predicted model, not a curated record
AUGGGUGAAUACCUGGGGCGAGCUCGAGCGGCUCUGCUGGGAUCCUUCGUUGCCGAUGCAGCGACAUCUUCGCUUCAUUGGAUUUACAAUCGGAAUAUACUCCGGGAGACGCUGACCAAGCCGGUAGACCGCACAUCCGAGCCGGAGUUCUUUGAUCCACCAUCGUGUCCGUUCUACACCUGCGAAGUCGGCGACCUCUCGCCAUAUGGACAGGAGCUCCUCCCGCUGGUUAAAUUUCUGGCCGCGACCGGUAGUUGCGAGCCUCAAGCAUGGGCACAGUUUUUUGCGGAGUACUUCGCGACCACGGACCCCCCGCUCGCCUACAUGAACCACAGCGCCAAGUCGAUGCGGGACGCUGUGCUGGAGGGCGGCAGGACCUGGCCUGAGUGCGGGGAUGCGCUGGAUUCCCAGGCCAAUUGCUUUGUCAAGUCGCCCGCUGUGGUGGCCCUGUUUGGCGGUGUGGGUGACGGGGGGGUUGCGCUGCGUACGGCAGUUGACGUGGCGGUACGGGCCCAGCAGAACAACGACACGGCGGUGGAGUUGGCCUGGGCUGCGGCCCGGGUGUUGGAGCGGGUGAUUACCUCGGGGGACUCUGUGGAGGCUGCCCUCCUCUGGCUGUUGGGACCUGAGGGCGGGUUGAGUGAGUCGUCCAAGGCCCGUGAUGCCGUACAGGAGGUGCUGGCGAACAAAGAUGUGGACCCUCGCAGCUUGAUGUACCAGGAGGGUCCUGAUGUUCAGUUUGGUCCCUGGCGUGCGGGUUGCGGCAACCCGGGGUGUCUGAAGGCGGCCCUGCUGGUGGCGCUGCAGGCUCCUGACUUCCAGGCCGGUGUACGACACAACUUGCUGCUGGGAGGGGACAAUUGCUCACGAGCCAUCCUGGUGGGGGCGCUCCUGGCGGCCAAGGGCGGUGCGUCGUCCAUUCCAACCGCCUGGGCCUCCAAGACGAGGCAGUACGACAAGCUGGCACUUGUCGUAGAGGCUCUCAUCAAGAGGCGAAUGGUCAAGGACGGCCUGAUUGCAGUGGAGGAUGGCGUCGCUGCCGCCACGGCGGCGGCGGAGGCCAGCGCUGACGCCGCAGCGGCGACUGUCGCGAACGGCGUAUCGGAGGUGCAUGAGGUCGCAGCCGCUGCGGUGGGGAAUGCCGCGGCGGAGGCGGCAGAAGCUGCGGAGACCGUGCAGACGGCGGUUAACGGCGCAGCUGAGGCCGCCAGAGGAAAGGUACUGGAGGUGCAGCAAGCUGCGGCGGAGGCGGCGGCAAGUACGGCAGCGACGGCGUCCCAAGCGGUUGACGCGGCGGAGGCGAAAGUGGCGGCGGUACAAAAUGCUGCUGAAGCUAAAUUGGCGGACGCGACGGCGGCGGCGGUGGAGAAGGUGACGGCGGCACAAGCAGACGCGGCCGCGGCGACGGAGGCGGCGGAGGCAAAGGUGGUGGCGGCGCAGGCGGUAGCUUUGGAGAAGGUGACGGCGGCACAGGACGCGGUGACGGCAAAGGCGACGGAGGUGGAGGCGGCAGCUGCGGUGAAGGCAGAAGCGGCGCAGGCAUCAGCAUUGGCAGCUGUUGCGACGGCGCAUGCAAAGGCGGAGAAGGUGGCGUCAAACAUCGCAGCAGAGGCGCACGAUGCUGCGGCGGCGGCGACAGGUCAGGCGGAAGAAGCUGCCGCGGCGGCGGUGGCGCAGGCACAGACGGCGGCGGCGGAGGUGGCGGUGGCUGCACAAGAGAAGGCGGCGGCGGCGCAGGAGGCCGUUGCUGGGGCUCUGGCGAAUGGGCAGGAGAAGGCAGCGGCGGCGCAGGAGGCGACGGCGGAGGCAGCCAAGGUGGCGGCGGCGAAGGUGGCGGAGGGACAGGCAGCCGCGGCCGAGGCGCAAUCUCGAGCAGCGGCGGCGGCCUCGGAGGCGCAGGCGGUGGCAGCGGCAGCGGCCUCGGAGGCGCAGGCGGCGGCAGCGGCGGCAGCAAUGGAGGCGCAGGCGACGGCGGCGGCAGCGGCAGCGGAGGCGCAGGCGGCGGCAGCGGCGGCAGCAACGGAGGCGCAGGCGGCGGCAGCGGCGGCAGCAACGGAGGCGCAGGCGACGGCGGCGGCAGCGGCCUCGGAGGCGCAGGCAGCGGCAGCGGCGGCGGCCGCGGAGGCGCAGGCGGCGGCAGCGGCAGCGGCCACGAAGGCGCAGGCGGCGGCAGCGGCGGCGUCCACGAAGGCGCAGGCGACGGCAGCGGCGGCAGCAACGGAGGCGCAGGCGGCGGCAACGGCACAAGCCAAAGCGGCAGUGUCGAGAGCUUCAGAGAUUGCAGCGGAUGUGCAAGAAAGUGCGACGGCGGCGGCGGUGGCAGCAACAUCGAAGGUGGAUGACGUCAAGCUGCAAGUUGCUGGAGUGGUGUCAAGCGCGCAGAAGGCAGCGGCGGGUGCGGUGGGCGGCUUGGGGGGGGCGGCGGCGUCAGCGGCCGCGGCACAGCCGCCGGAAGCACCGGGGGCAAACCCACCGGAUGGUCCGUGCUGCUGCAUUGUCAUGUAG